AUGCGGGGGCUGUACCAACACCUCAAGCGGUCAACGGGCCUCAGCGGGAGACAAGCUGGGGGGCAGCAGUUCGUUACAGACGAGAACGGCGUGCUACUCCGGAACAAGGAUGCCAUCCUCAAGCGGUGGCGGAGAUUCUUCAAUACCCUCCUGAACUCCAAGUCCCCCACUCUGAACCCAGACGUUGUCGAACAGGUGAUGCAGCGACCAGCGACGCGCGCCACCCGACACCUGGCGGCGGUACCAGACCUCGAGGAGGUUGAGGCGGCGACGAAAGGCCUGGGGAACUGGAAGGCGGUUGGUCCCGACCUCCUUGCCGCCGAACUGCUCAAGGUCGACGGCGACGACGAGCCAGUUGUACUGGAGCGCCUCCGUGCCAUCUUCGUCGAAGUGUGGAAUGGGGGAGAGAUGCCGCAGGAGUGGAAGGAUGCCAUCAUUCAGGUGCUGUACAAU
Messenger RNA from Ectocarpus sp. CCAP 1310/34, 453 nucleotides. NCBI's taxonomy places the organism in Eukaryota, Phaeophyceae, Ectocarpales, Ectocarpaceae. The record is from the annotation of a GenBank genome assembly.